Ruditapes philippinarum (Manila clam) is the source of this 2027-nucleotide messenger RNA. Its product is annotated as poly(A) RNA polymerase, mitochondrial-like. Gene Ontology annotation, biological process: mitochondrial mRNA polyadenylation. NCBI's taxonomy places the organism in Eukaryota, Metazoa, Mollusca, Bivalvia, Venerida, Veneridae. The transcript is spliced from 9 exons. Gene Ontology annotation, molecular function: poly(A) RNA polymerase activity. Bases 10 to 1773 code for a protein of 587 amino acids. The record is from RefSeq and is a predicted model, not a curated record.
GUAUUCCGAAUGACCAAAAUGGCCGCGGCCAUGCAAGGUGUGAGAAAUUUGACAUUUUGUCGGCUAAAAGUCUUACGACCAAUGUUCUUUCAUUCAACGACGAAGUCAUAUAGAAAAAGAACUGCAAAAGGGAAAAAUAAGGAUGAAGCAAACAUAGCAGAAAGGAAUGACUUGUAUCGAGACAUGAUAACCGAACGUCUUCAAGAAGCAGACAGAAGUCUUCUGUUACAGUUGAAAAGCAAAGACCGGUUAGCUAGUGUCCUGGCGCAUGUAGAAACAAAGAUCGGGCAAAUUAAUAAAGGAUUUUAUUUCAAGAACUACAGUUCUAAAAGCAAAGAUUUGGUAUUGAUAGAGUUUUCAAGUGAUAAAAUGUUACAGUCAAAUGCUGAAACUCGUGUACGAGGUACAAAACAGUUGAAGAACAUGGCGAUACCACAGGAGGAUAGUUUGAUGGAAAAAAUAACGACUUAUGAGCAUAAACCAUUUUGUUGUACAGCACUUAAUGAUUGUGUAGAUGUGUCGGAUCAGAUAAGAUAUUUAUACAAAACAAGGACAAUGUCCGAGGCUGUAAUUAGAUUGCAAUUCUUCAUUUGCAUGCUAAUUGAAAAAAGUUUAGAAGCAGAAAUAGAUGGGUUAAAAGUUCUUCCAUUUGGCUCAUGGUCAUGUGGAUUUGCACUAGACGGCACUUCUGACGUUGAUGUUUCCAUUGUUCACAACCAUGGUAAAGGAAUAUUGGGGCAUGUGUCACAUCUUUUUGACAAAAGUUCAUUAUUUGAUAAAAUAGCUUUUAUUAGUAGGGCUCGAGUGCCAAUAGUUAAAUUGAUUCAAACCCAGACAGGAGUGUCAUGUGAUAUUUGCUCUAAUGGGCUGGCUGGAUUAUACACGGCAGAGAUUUUAUAUCUACUAAAUAUGUAUGCAGAUGUGUUCUGUCCACUUACCCUGGCAGUAAAGGUGAUUGCGAAACAGCACAGUUUGUCAGAAUCGGGCAUGAGUUCAAAAUAUUCGAGCUUUAUGCUCACAAUGAUGGUUUUGUCAUACUUGCAACAAGAGGGCAUCUUACCAGCACUGAAAAAUCUCAACAUGGAAAGGCAUAGUCGAUCAUCUGAUUCGUUAAAAAAAUGGAAGGAGACUAAGUUUAGGACACCAAAACGUAGAUUGACUAAUAUUUGCCCUGAAAAAGAUUUGGGAGAAUUACUAGUGGGAUUUUUUCAGUAUUACAGGACAUUUCCAUUUAAACAUCUUAUUAUGGACCCGUACUUUGGCAAAGUUGUUGAAAGUGCUCAUUCUGACCAUGUUUGUAUAAUCAACCCGUUUGAAUCAGACCAUAAUAUAUGUAGAAAUGUAAGUUAUACAGAAGUAAACAGAUUUAAGGAUGCGUGCUCCAAAUUUAGCGAGGAUCUUGUGGCGAAUGCACGGAAAACGAGUGAUGGAACAUGUUGGGGAUUGGCUUCCAUUUUGCAGGAGAAAAAGUUUCAAUUGAAGGAAAAAGCGAAAUUAAGGACAAACAUAGAUAUGUUUUACAAUUUUGACUACGAUUCUAUUGAUGAUGUUUACGUGAGUAUGGACGGGGAAAAUGACUCUGUAUUUUUUGAUGGAAAAGCUGUAAAUGGAGAAAAUUUAGGACCUAAUGAUGUCAAACAAAAACAAGUUAAUGAUAGUGUAGAUCAGGAUUUAUUUAAUAAUGAUCCGUUUUUUUCUAGAAGCAGAAGAGGGAAUAAAAAUAAGAAAAAAAGAUAUUUAAAUAAACAAGAUACUGGUGUAAAAAACUCAUGAAACAAGCAACAAAAACAAGCAGCAAACUGAAAAUAAAAUUAAUAUGACAAAUGAAAACGAGAAGAAGUUUUUCGCCUGGUUGGUGGUAAGGGGCUUCUGCUACCCUAGUGACAUCUAGUGUCUUUAAAGUAUCUCCUUGGGUACCUACAAAGCUUUAAUGCUAUCAUGUUAUUAAAGUGUGCAACUAAUUUCUUUCUUGCCACAGACUAAAACAGAUAAAUGUAUGAAUGAAUAAAGAACCUAAAACGUGGAAA